Messenger RNA from Scatophagus argus, 1835 nucleotides. RefSeq lists its product as uncharacterized. Gene Ontology annotation, cellular component: external side of plasma membrane; membrane raft. The coding region runs from base 407 to 1348 and encodes 313 amino acids. The transcript has 5 exons. Lineage: Eukaryota; Metazoa; Chordata; Actinopteri; Scatophagidae. Gene Ontology annotation, biological process: interleukin-15-mediated signaling pathway; T cell activation; positive regulation of ERK1 and ERK2 cascade. Gene Ontology annotation, molecular function: MHC class II protein binding; protein tyrosine kinase binding. The record is from RefSeq and is a predicted model, not a curated record.
UGAACUGGGCCAGAAACGUGUUUUGUCCUGGUUAAUUGUUGACAUUUUGCCUUUACUUGAGAGUCAGCGUAGAAGAAAGCAGGAGUCACGGGGAGAGAGAUGAGUUUGACGAACAACGAAGGCCCACUGCAGGAAAUGAACUGUGGACGUACAAAAUAAACAAAUGAGAAGAGAAAAUAAAUUUGCUGCACGUGAAGUAACUUUCUGUGCAUCUUUCAACGUGACACAACGGGCAAGUUUAUUUGUUUAAUCUCUGAAUCAAGCCUUCACACAAAAUCACUUCCUCUCUCUCUGACAAAAACAUAAUGCAGAAAAUAGAAAAGGAAGUGAUGCCUCCGUUUCAUCACAGGAGGCUGCUUCCUCAGACAGAAAGAAGUUCGGCAUUAGACACGACAGAGUGAACAGAAUGUCUGCUUUCAGAACGAUUCAGAUUCUCAUGCUGCUUCAUUUGACAGUUUUCUUCACAGCUGUAACCAGUCAAUACUCGGCUUUCGUCGUCAGAGACGGAGACGACAACACUUUGCCUUGUGAAAAUGUGGUGUCCAAUCGGAGAGGAUGUAAAAACACAAAGUGGCUCUUCAGAGAUGCAAGAAACACACCAGCGGUAGAGCUUGUUGUAUUUGGAAAGAUCGCUGAAAGCUCCAGAUCGGACAGACUGAGGGUCACAAGGAAUUGUUCUUUGGUUAUAAAGAAGGUCACAGCCGAGGAUGUUGGUCGUUACACCUGCAGACAGUUCGAGUCAGGACGACAACGAGGUGGAGAUGCUCACGUUUAUCUGUCUGUUGUUACCUUAUCUCUGCCAGGCCGCGAAUUUGAGGACAAGGACACGGUGACGGUGUCCUGCUCUGUGCUGACAUACGCCUGGUGUACACAGAGACUGAAGUGGCUGUUUAAGGGUGAAGAUGUGGACGGCAGAGACGUGAAGACAUCACAGUCUUACUGCUCGGCCAACGUGACCUUUAGGACUUCUCAUGAGAUUCGAACGUCAUUGUACGAAUCUCUCGCGUGUCAAGCGACUGAUAUCUUCACUGGAGACGUGAAGCAGUUUGCUUUCAGGCUUCAGCCCUCAGGUGAGAAUCUGAUGAGCUGUUGUAGAUCCACAUUUGUUGAGUUUGGAGUUUUGUGUUAUUCUUUCUCAUUUAGUUACUGCAAACGGCAGACACGAAGACUUUUUUUUUCAGGUGAGGAUGCAACAACGAAAGAAAAUACAAACACAUCAUCUGCAAACAAUGGCACCGCAGAAACACAAGGUUGGUGGAGACUGAUCAUCGUGUCUGUGGGUUUAACGUCACUCAUAAUAACUGUUUUGACGGUUAACAUGUGGACGAGAGCUAAAGGUGCACAAUGAUGAAGCUGAUGGUACAGUGAGCGAUGAAAACGUGGGAGACCUCCAUAACUCCAUCAGACUCCACAGAUAAAAACAGACCUCAUUCAUAUUGGACUUGUGUUCAGACUUGGUUUAAAGGAACUGCUUUCGUCGGACUGCAGGCGAGAUUCACUUUGGCACGUUUGUCUGUCAAUUUGUCGCAGAAUUAACAUUAAAGAACAGCAGCCGAUAUGAACUGAAACUUGUCAUUUCUAUGUUGCCAAAGCCACAGGCAGCUAAUAACAAGAAACUGCUACCUGAAUGUUUCACAGCCUGCUUUUAUAAUACAUGACAGCGACCCUCCGUCAACACCACCUGUUAUGUUCCAAAUGUGUUUGGCUUCAGUGAGACUGGAUGUUAUUCAACUUUAUUCAACUAAUAAUCUCUAAGCCCUAAUGCAGUCAGUAUGAGUCUUCUCUUUAUUCUAAUGAAAAGAAACUUCAUCUGCAAAUAAAGUAAAGUUCACAAC